Molecule: messenger RNA, 2553 nt
Organism: Aspergillus fischeri NRRL 181
Lineage: Eukaryota; Fungi; Ascomycota; Eurotiomycetes; Eurotiales; Aspergillaceae
Product: SLM1 family PH domain-containing protein
Exons: 4
Coding region: 1-2553 (850 amino acids)
Source: RefSeq, a predicted model, not a curated record
AUGGCAAUGACCGCUCGGGCGCAUACACCUGUGCAGGAUGCAUAUCGUCCGCUGUCACCACCAACCGAAUCCGUUCUCUUAAAUCGAGGCUACAGCCUGCGCUCCGGCUCCAGACCCAACUCCUUUGUGGCCAGCAAUUCCGGCUACAACUACGCUCACGGUGCUGUUGUCGACCCUCCUCCAAACGUUCACAAUCCUCGCUUUCAUGAGGAGUUUGACGCGGCUAGUCAGCGUGGUUCUGUCGUGCUCGAUGGACCGUCAACUUCUGGUGUACAACGUUCCGCGUCGCAGAUGUCACAUUCCCGUUCAGCGACUCCAACACGAUCCACUACUUUGAAGAAGAAAUCGUCGCUCAGCAAGAAAGGCAGUAUGCGUCGCAGCGGAAGUCGCCGGAGCCUACGCGCAGGCAGUGUGAGGAGUCUGGUGUUGGGUGAUAAGGAAAAGUAUGGCGUCGAUGGCGCGGAUGAUCAGCACAGUGCUUUUUAUGUCCCGAUCCCGACGAACGGGAACCCGACUGAGGUCAUGGCGCAACGCUUUCAAGCUUGGCGCAAGGUCUUGAAAGACCUCAUCGUCUUUUUCAAGGAAGUCCAGAAGUCCUACGAAACCCGGUCUAAGCUCUACCUGUCGGCGUCGAAUGUAGUAAAUAACGCUUCGCUCCCUCCGACAUUUCUCAAAUCUGGUGGCCUCGCCGAUGCAACCGACAUUUUGCGCGAUUUUCACCGUCAAGGCUACCUAGAAGCGAAUAAGGCUGCCGAGGUGGAGAGCGAAGUCGUUAACCAGCUCAUGGGCCUUCGCAACGACCUGCAAAAGAAGACCAAAGAAAUCAAGAGCCUUCAAGGUGAUUUCCGGAACUCCGUCGACAAAGAAGUCGAGAACACGCGCAAGACGGUUCGCCAACUGCACGAAGCGCUAGGUCUGGUCGAUACCGACCCGUCUGCUACAUCAGGCAAAGGAGACCCGUUCAUUAUUCGUUUGGGCGUCGACAGACAGAUUGAGAAGCAGAUUGAGGAGGAAAAUUACCUCCACCGUGCAUUCCUAAACCUGGAAAACUCCGGUCGCGAACUUGAAUCGAUUGUCGUCAGUGAGAUACAAAAGGCGUACAAUGCGUAUGCCAGUAUCCUCAAGCGAGAAGCCGAUGAGGCCUAUGACACCGUGGAGAAGCUCCGGACUGGACCCAUAUCCAUGCCUCAUGAUCACGAAUGGAACCACUUCAUCGCCAAUACCGACGAACUCGUCGAUCCCCGCGUUUCUCUCCGGAACGUGGAGAACAUCACCUACCCUGGCAAGGAUCAUCCGGCUGCGGCUGAAGUUCGAUCCGGCAUGCUGGAGCGAAAGAGCAAGUAUCUGAAGAGCUAUACACCCGGCUGGUAUGUCUUGUCACCAACUCAUCUACACGAGUUCAAGUCUGCCGAUCGGGUAGCAUGGCAGACACCAGUGAUGUCACUGUACCUACCGGAGCAAAAAUUAGGAUCACACUCGCAGCCGGACUCGACGUCGCACAAGUUCAUGCUCAAAGGGCGACAAACCGGUCCCAUGCAUCGUGGUCACUCGUGGGUUUUCCGCGCGGAAUCACACGAGACCAUGAUGGCGUGGUACGAAGACAUCGAAAGCUUGAUCUCAAAGACUGGCGAAGCACGUAAUGCAUACGUUAGGCGACACGUCCGCACUGUGAGUGGCGCGAGUGCUCGGACCAGCAUUGAUCUGGAUGAAGACGAGGCCGAUCGCACACCGUAUGCAGCGGAGGCGGUCGUGUUAAACCAGGAGCGGCCGACGUCUGCGCCUCGCGAGCCUGGUGGCCGUUUCCCGAGUGACGUGCAGAUUGAUCGCCACCUGCAAGCCCCACUGUCUCCAUCCAGCGGUGAGAGUUCCGGCGGGCACGACCUGUUUGCCGCUGCAGGGUCCCUACCCGACGGAGUUUCUUUUGCGGAUGGGAAUCGUUCUAUCUCGGGAGGGGAUGGUAGCCAAACUCGAAACGCGGUCGGAGAACACGAUGGGAACUACGGGCUCUCAAACCCAGAGCGAAAUGAAAGAUAUCAUGCCGGUUGGAUGGGACCAGCUGACAUUGUCGCUCGUCAGAAGCAACAGGAACAGGUUAACGCUCUGGGCAACCAAAGAGACAAUCUGGGUUCCGACAGAUCGAGCGACGUACAUCCCAUGCUGUUCGCCGGGAUGGGCUCUACGAGUUCCCGCGACCCUUCACUGAAUCGGCAGAGAAACAGGCGCGAGAGCGGAUCCACUGCCCCGACCACGACGAACAUCACCGAUCGCACGCACAAUACCGUCCCAACCUCGAUUGACGGGGAUCAUGAAACUUCCAUGAUCGAAGGUAAUGGUGUCGGCCACCAGCUCCGUGAGAGCCUAAAAAAUGAGCGAGCCCCAUCCAACAUGAGCAGCCCUGCAGCAACGCCGUUGUCUGAAGUUACUUCGGAAGGAGCCUACGGCUCCUAUAUAACGAAGUCCGAAGGUGAUGCAAGGCGAUCUAAACCAAGUGUGUCUGCGCUUGAGCUACAGAUUCCAGGCCACUACCCACCCGCAAAUCAUAUACCUGCGUGA